CGACGUUGCUUUGCGUCGGACGUGUAGCGCUACGACGCUACGACUCGGAACUCGGGCCUAGUCGGGACCGACUCGCACCGACUUAGUGUAGUGACUAAACUGUGACCGUGUUUGUGUAUAUUCUAUAUAAUUCUCGUGUUCAAUUAAUGUUUUCCCGAUAAUUAUAAUUGAUUCGUUUAAAAGAUGAAAACCAACAAGCCUUAAAUAAAAUGAAAGGUACACAAAACCGAACUCUCAAACCUCGGACUCAGUGAAGUGCCAGUGACAAUCGAGCAUGAGGUGAUAAGUGCCAAAUACAAAAUGGCGAUGGUAAUAUCGCAGACGACGAAGGCUGCUAUUGGUGGGUUCCUGGCUCUCAUGAUCUUGGGAGCCGUUCUUGUGGUUGGUGCAGCUGUGGGCUGGUUCGACCCGAAGAGAGAAGAUGAGGACACGCCCGCUAAAGUCAGUGCUAGACUGCAAGGCAGAACUUCUUUUGUUACACAUCGCGCUGUAAACCCAGAUGAGAACCGACUGGCUGUCGUGUCACACACAUCGCCAUUUUUCAUUGGUGACAAAGGCGAGAAAGGAGAAAACGCUCUUGGACAAUGCAGAUGCAGCUUCAACGAUAUCUCACAAAUCUUGGAGGUGAUGCCAGAAUUGAAAGGUCCCCCUGGACCUCAGGGACCUACGGGAGCUGAUGGAACCACUGGCGCUCCUGGAAAAACGGGUCAAAUGGGUGAAGCAGGCCCGCCCGGACCUGUGGGGCCUAAAGGUGAUAGAGGAGAGAGGGGUGAGACUGGAACACCAGGCCCUGAAGGUCAGUUAGGGCCUAAAGGGGACCCUGGUGCAGAUGGGUCCCCUGGACUGCAAGGGCCUCCGGGCCCACCGGGUCCACCGGGGCCUAUUACAUCAGCUUUAAUAGAAUCAACUGGAUUAUACGGGUCCAGUAAUCCUGGGGUUCUUGGACCUCCUGGAGAGAGGGGCCCAAUGGGCCUCCCGGGUCCUCAAGGAGAAAGAGGAUAUCAAGGGAAUAAGGGCGAGAGAGGAUUACACGGCCCUAAGGGUGACAAAGGCGAGAGGGGCUAUGUGGGCCUGAGAGGGCCACAUGGCGCGAAGGGAGAGCGGGGCCAACCCGGCCGCGAUGGUACUCCGGGCCUGCCGGGCCCACACGGACGCCCCGCCGAAAAAGGGGAAAAAGGUGCUCGAGGUCUGCCGGGCCCCCCGGGUCCAGCCGUCUCCGCUGUAUCUGAAAACGCUAUCUCAACUGACGUCACAAGAACUGAAGCUGCUCUCUUGAAAGGAGGAAAAGGCGACACAGGGGAAAAAGGAGACAAGGGUGAAAAGGGCCUCAGAGGCAUGGAAGGUCCCCAAGGAUUUCCUGGCACUGAUGGAAAGCCAGGUGAACGAGGGGAUAUCGGUCCAUCUGGCCUUCCUGGUACUCAAGGACCUCCGGGCUUGAUUGGUCCUAAGGGAGACAAAGGUGACGCGGGCCCACCAGGGCCUGUCGCCAUAUCGAGAGACGAAGCAUUAGUUUUGACAAAGGGUGAUAAAGGGGAAUCAGGUCCAAGAGGCAAAAGAGGACAUCCGGGACCUCCCGGACCCAGAGGACCUCCGGGCGUACCCGGGCCACCAGGGACUCCGGGCAACAAUGGAGUAUCUGGUGAUAUAGGACUACCCGGAUGGACGGGUCCACCGGGCGCCGCUGGGCAGCCAGGUGCUCCCGGACCGAAAGGGGAGAAAGGAGAUCCUGGUGGUGCACCACUUGACUUAGAAAAGGUAAAAGGGGAGAAAGGCGAUCGAGGGUACGAUGGCGCGCCAGGUCCGCCUGGUAAGGAUGGGCCCAGAGGCCCUCCGGGUCCCCCGGGAACACCGGCCACUAACAUCCAAUACAUGACCGUACCGGGGCCCCCGGGACCGCCCGGGCCGCCCGGACCCCCCGGUGUUUAUCCCAACGAAGUGCCAGAUACAUUGACCGAUAGCCCCGGGAUUAAUCGUCUCGAGCCUACAGGAGGAAAACAACGCGAUCCACUACAAAUUAUAAGAAACUUGAACCAUCUUGUACAAUACCGGCAGGAACCUUUUGCAUACCGUGAUCCUUUGGAUCCGUUGGGUGAUAAUGCAGAUUUCGAAGACGAUGAAGACGGAAGAGCUAUCGUUGGGACUAUACUAUUUAAAACUACAGAUUCAUUGAUACGUCUCGGCACAAACAGCCCCCUGGGCACGUUGGCGUACGUCAUUCAAGAACAAGCGUUACUUGUCCGUGUCAACAAUGGCUGGCAGUACGUAGCUAUGGGGUCAUUGUUAGCUAUCCAUACGCCGCCUGCCGGAGGACCGACACGGUCACCUCUGCAGAAUAUUCUGGAAACUUCCAGCUUAGUGCAUCACAAGAAUCCUGCUAUAGAAGGACCUGUGUUGCGAUUAGCAGCUCUCAACGAGCCUCAUACUGGUGACAUGCAUGGAGUUAGCAGUAGCAACUAUGAGUGCCGAAGACAAUCUCAAAGAGCCAAUAUGGAUGGUACUUUUAGGGCUUUCAUAUCGUCGAGGGUCCAAACGAUAGACUCCAUUGUAAGUUGGGUGGACAGAGAGAUACCAGUGGUGAACACCAGGGGAGAUGUACUGUUCAACUCCUGGGGCGAAAUGUUCGAUGGGUCUGGAGCCCUCUUCGCCCAUGCACCCAGGAUCUACAGCUUCAGCGGACAAAACGUCCUUAUGGAUCCUGGAUGGCCUACUAAAGCCGUGUGGCACGGCGCUAAUCCUAAUGGUGAGCCAGCAAUGGACGCAUACUGCGAUGCCUGGCACAGCAGUAGUCCGGACAAGUUCGGGCUCGCGUCAUCGCUUCGCUCCAAUAAGCUUUUAGACCAAGAAACAUAUUCGUGCAGUAGUAGACUAAUAGUGUUAUGUGUGGAAGCAACGCCAGUAGAUACAGUUAGAAGAAAAAAACGAUCUAAGUACCACAACGUGUCAGAAAAAUUGCAAUUUUUAAACGAUAUCGAAGAAAGAAACGAAACUAGGCGAAAAUUAUAGACAUUGACUAGCUAUUUUUACUAGACAUUAAGAGAAUUUUGUGAAGACUGUAAAUAAAUUGUAUGUAGAUAAAUACGUUUUCGUAAAGCAAUGAUUCCGGUGGAACAUAUCGACAAUAUUUACUGAAAUAAAUAAACGAUGCUGUAAAUGGUUUCUCUAAAAGCAGUGGUGCGAUGUAAUUCCGAACUCGUGUACGGCAGAAAAUAUUUCAACCCUUUUUUUGCUUUUCGAUUGACAUUUUAUUCAUUUCUGUUCCGUUUAUAAGUAGAAAUUACAAGAUACCUUCGUAAAAACUGAAAUUAUUGACGUUCAUAAUUAAUUUACCUACAAAAAGUAAAAGUUGCGACAAGGUCAAACAAAAGCCUAUCUGGCUGGAACAAAACAAAACGUCUUGAGCAAAUGACAAGAAAAGACAGCCGUAUUUAUUUAUGUUGAAAUAAAAUGCCAAGUUUUUGUUCUUAAAUCAUAUUUUCCCUUGAAAAUAUUACGUUCAAAGAACUUGUCAAAAAGGUCUUCGUUCUGGCAAAAAUUCUCGGCGCAAACUUUUUGUAGUUAAAAUUCUAAAAUGCUUUGUUCUAUAAGUAGGUCGAAUGUUUCUUAUAUUAUUUUCUAGCUCGUCAUUAUAAUGUGCUCAAAGUAUAACUGUCUAUAUGAUAAACGCCAAUACUAUCGUUAUCACUGAAUUUAGAAAAAGCGUGAAUUACUUUUAUGAGUUACAUUUCCGUAUAUUUGUAAAUAGCAAAUUUUAAUCACUGUAUGUAAUAAUUUAUUAUUGUAAAUAACUUUCUAUACUUCUAAUUAGUUCAGCUAAGAGCGAGUGCUUUUAUUUUAAGCAAUUUUAAAAUUAUAAUUGUUUCGACGUUGACAUUGUAUGAAAAAAAUAAUUCUAAAUGUAUUAUUUCUAAAUUAAUACGUUCUACGGCCUCCAUCUUUGAAGCCUAAUUAUUAAUUAUAAAUGUAAUUAAAAUGGAAUGUUAAUAUUAAAAUAGCUACAAUUAGUGUUGUAUUUUCUCUGUAUAUAUUUAUUGUAUAUUUAUAUUGGGACUGUUCUCAUACUAUGUUUUUAGUGUUUGUAAAUAUAAUUAUAACUAUUCCCUAAGAUCCGUCCGUCAAAUAAUAUCAAAAUUGACGAGUAAAAAAUCCUACAAAAUUAUGGAAAUUUCCUUCGUGCUUGCUCCCAAUUAUGAACCAAUAUAAAAAUGUUAUUUGACCAAAAUAAGGCAUCCUCAAACCACAUAUCAUUUUACCCAAUAUUUUGUACAAAGUUAUACUUUUGUAUUUUAACUUUCGGAUGCCAUUGCCAACGAGAAGCCAGUGUAGCGUGAGAACAGUCUACCUGUGAUAAGUCAAUAUAAAAUAAAUGUCGACUCUAUUGUUUAGCGGGUAAAGUUUAUUUUACUUUAAUUCAUAGACGCAUCAAUUGUAAGUGUCAAGUGAAAUGAUAUAACUAAUAAUCGUAAGGACCUUGUAAUUUUUCAUUGUUAAAAAAAAGAACGAAUGCUAGGUAAAAUUUUAUUGUACUUAAUAAGUACAGAUUGUUUUGAAAAUAAAAAGAAGGUUUUUUAUUAA
Molecule: messenger RNA, 4572 nt
Organism: Helicoverpa zea (corn earworm)
Lineage: Eukaryota; Metazoa; Arthropoda; Insecta; Lepidoptera; Noctuidae
Product: collagen alpha-1(III) chain-like
Exons: 23
Coding region: 301-3003 (900 amino acids)
Source: RefSeq, a predicted model, not a curated record